CAGGGCCGACCCCCGGCACCUGCCUCGCCGUCAGCGCCCCCACGCCGGGUGUGCUGGCGGCUCUCCGGGUGUUUGUGCUUCUCCGAGUCUCUCUCCCCGCCCCCGUCUCUCCCGCCCGCCCCGCCGGGACCUCUCCUCUCCGGGCGGCAGCAGAGGUGCUGCUGGUGGCGGGGCGCUCUCGGCAUCCAGCCCUCCGGGAACAUGGCGACCGGUGGCUACCGCAGCGCCGGGGGUAGCACCACGGACUUUCUGGAGGAGUGGAAAGCCAAGCGGGAGAAGAUGCGGGCGAAGCAGGCGCCGCCGGCCCCGGGGGCAGUGGCCGGGGGGGAGGCCAGACCCGCCGGGGCAGCCGCCUCCGCCGAGCUGAACAACAACUUGCCCCCGGGCGGCCCGACCGCGCUCCCCGACCGCGCGGCGCCCUCCGCCGGCGGGGCCGUCAACUGCGUCGGGCUCCCCAGCGCCGCCCUGGGUCGGGCCGCCCCCAACAAGGAGCCGCCGCCGGCCCUCGCCGGGGUCCGCGCGCCCGAGCCUGCCGCCAAGCCCCCGCCCGCCGCCGCGCCGGGCUCCCCCGAGGGCGAGGAGAAGCUGGCCGCCAAGGGAAAGAGCUCGGGCCCCAGCGCCAGGAAGGGGAAGGGGCAGAUCGAGAAGAGGAAGCUGAGGGAGAAGAGGAGGUCGACAGGUGUGGUGAACAUCCCGGCCGCCGAGACCCUUGAUGAGUAUGAAGAUGAUGAAGCCGGGCAGAAGGAGCGAAAGAAGGAGGAUGCUAUUACCCAACAGAAUACAAUACAAAAUGAGAGUUCCAAUACAGAUACCCCUGGCUCAUACUUACUGCAGGACUCCUCCAGGAUGGUUUCAAGCAGGUAUAAAAGCACAGCUAAUGCACCAGAAGAUGAUGCUCCAAAUAGAUACUCCCGAACAGACAGGACAGCUUACAACAGAUACAGCAGGGAUGCAAAUUCUUCUGGCAGUUCCAUUCCAAGUAACACUUUGGAAAAGAGGAUUGAGGAACUUGAAAGGGAACUUGCAAAGGAGAGACAGGAAAAUGCGAGAUUAGUGAAGAUGACACAGGACAAAGAGGAACUAAUUGGAAAGCUGAAGGAAGAAAUUGAUUUAUUAAACAGGGACCUAGAUGAUAUAGAAGAUGAAAAUGAACAAUUGAAGCAGGAAAAUAAAACCCUCUUAAAAGUUGUUGGACAGCUGACAAGGUAGAAGAUUCAAGCCUCAAUGAGGAAAGAUUUAAAAACUACUGAUUGAACGUUAAGGUCAAUAUAGUAAUACUUCCUGUGUUGGAGUAUGUUAUAAUAACUGUCUUUAUAUUUAUUGUUAGGAAACCAGAUGAAUGUUUAUUUUCAUAGUACUUUCUUCUUCAUUCAAUGAAAUGGCAUCAAACUGUGGUAUACUUUUAGCUUUCUUUUUGCAUAACCGUAAUUAAAUUUUUUGACAUAUUUGAAAAUACUAAGUUCAAAACCACUUUUUGCAUCUUUGUAUCUUCAGAUUACACCUGGAUAAAUUACAGUAAUUUAAAAUUCGUAGCACCAAGCUGACUUUCAGUCCACGUGGGUGUAUAUUUUUGAAAUGAAUGGAAGCAAUACAUAUAAACUUUGUUUACACAGAUCCAAAAUAUAUAUUUUGGGAAAUAUUUCCUUUUUUGUUUAAACACAGCUGUAAAGUGGAUGCCUUAUUACUGAUGUAUAGCGUUUUGCAGAUUGAUUACUUGCUCUAAAACUCUUGUAUGUUGAGGUUUUUUUUUACUGUAUCUGAAAGACUGACAAUAGCAGAGAGUAACAAUAUUUUUUUCUGUAUAACAGUAUUCUGAUAGGAGGGGCGGUUUUAUUUAAAAAAAUUAAAAAUCUCCAACCAAACCCACCAAAAAACCCAAUACAUCACCUGUGGUAUCAGCACUAAUGAGUUCUUAGAAUCAUACUGAAGCUGUGCACUGCAGUUUAUUUUAAAGAUUGUGCUUUAGCAAUGACAUGCAGGUUUGCUAUCAGACAGUAAGUUUGUUUGCUGUGUUGAGAAUUCAAACAAAACCUGGAGCGUUCAUUUUAGCAAAGACGCUUUUGCAAUACUCUUCUACUUAAAGCUGUCAUCUUAAAAUUUAUUGGGAUCAUAACCAACAUGAAUUUUUUUAUGUUUUCAUUUUUUUUAAGUUGAGUGAAAUUUCUUGUACAUAACAAAGUAGAGGGGCAUACAAGUGAUUCAUGCCCUUUUGAAACAUCAGGUGGUUUAAAAAAACCUUUUAUUGUUGAUUUUAAACUAACAAGGUGUUUUAAAAGUGCCUACUUAGAUGCUAUAAUCCAGUUAUGACAGCAUACUGAUUCUUCUAAAACAUGAGAGUAGACAAAAUUUUUAUGUGACGUCAACCACAGACCUCAGUUAACAAUUCUCUUAAAAUUCUUGUUAGGCUGAAAUCUGCUGUACUUUAUUUCAUCUUAAUACAGCACAUUUUUCAUUUGUGAUCAGAAUAAAUGUGUAUGUUAUUUGAGUUAGGACACUAGAAGUGAAAACAUUUCAAAGAGUCCAGGCUUUUUCUUGACAGUUUUGAAGUUUGGUGUCAGAGAGUUGCAUGCAUAUAAUUUUUGUUACCUUAAAAUUUAAAGGCAACUUUAAUAUAUAAUAAUGAUCACCUUUUCAGAUUUGCCAGCUGUUUUCAUAAUGUGUAUUUAAUAACUGUAAGAGUUUCUUAAAUUUCAAAUCCAGUUAUUAUUGUUACGCCUUGGAUUGUUUUGGAUAUAGGAUAGGUUAUUUUGCAUUUGUGUAUUCUAAUGAAGAGGUGCUUUUCAGAGCUUUGAAGUAUUUUUCAAGACACUUAUAUUCCAGGAUGCCUUGAUGUUUUCCUUCACAGUGGAUGAGAUCCUAUGGGACACUAUUUAAAACCUCGGGUUUAAAUGGUAUGGGGGUUUGUAUAGGCCUUCUGACCUACAAUAUACACCAAUAAAUGUUGCUUUUAAUAAUAUUCAAACAGUAAAAAGUCCCUUAAUUUAUCAGGUUCAUGAAAUUAAAAAAAUUAAGUAAUUAACAUUAAUUUGAGAUGUAUGCCUUCUGAAUAAAUAUGAAACUUUCUCUGGAAGAACAUCUGAUUUCUUUCUCUGUGUACUAUGUAGGAAAUAAACAUACUGAUUUAUGGCAUGGGAUGUCAAACAUAUUGAAGCUUCAUUAAGGAGUUAACACAGAACACACAGAUAUUGCUAUGACUUGUAAAUGAGAUUUCAUAAACUGUAUUUGACAUACAUUUUAAACCAAAGAACAAUAACAACAAAGGACAUAAACAAGAGCUACUUGUCUUCAUAUUACCUCUUCUUGGUUUGCAUGUGUAUUGACUAAAACUUAACAGCAGUAAUGCCAAAAUUAGAAUUUUUUUUUGACUUGGACAUCCGGCUGACAGGGACAUUUGCAGAAGUUUUCUGAUGCCCUACCUUGAAGAGGUACUGUCAGGCGAAGUUUCCAAAUUUCUGAAACCAGUAAUGCUUCAGGCAGAACAUGUGAACAAAGAAACUGCUGGGAACUCUCAGAUCAAGUACCUCAGGACGUUAUUGUUGUUGUGUAUUAUUAUACAAAUGUAGAGCUCUUCAUGGUUUUAAAAAUUCCCACAAAUCGUGUCUUGAUGCAUAACACAUCUGCUGAAGUUUGGAAGAUCUAGUGGCUUUUUGGAAAAAAGUAUGUCAAUAACACUUCAUUAUCACUUACAUUAUCAGGCUCUUGCGGGAAGUUUAUUAGAUUCUAGCAGAAAUUAUGUAUUAUGUAGAAUUUUAAUAAUUGUCUAGUCAUUACUUGCCAUUAUCUUUUUAUUUCAAUAGGGUAUCCUUAUAGUCAAGCUCCAGUGUAAAUUUUUAUCCUAGGUGACUUGAAGGUGUUAAAUUAACUACCUUACCAGCAAUUAACUAACCCAUGCCCACAUCUUUCUUUGCCAGUCCAACACCUCUGUUGUUGUCAGUUGUGUGGUUUAAAAGCAGAGAGACUGCUGUAAGGGGGAACCCAUUUCACUUGGGAAGGCUAUAUGAUUCCUGAAUGAAUGAAGCUGGGUAUUAACGUACCUAGGCUGAAUUAAUUUACUAGGGCUGUUGGGGAUGGGGGUUAGUAUGCAAUAUUAACUGCAUGGGCAAGCCUCUUGCAGAUUUCUGAACUUUCAUGUCUUAAAAUUCAUACCAAACCACUUAGGUCUAGCAUCUGCGUUUCUGGGUAACUUGGGUCACCUAGGAAAUUUAAACAGAAAAGUAUUCCCAUUGACUAAAGCAAAUAAGACUGUUUUUUUUUUUCAAGAUACAAUAAUAAUGAACAGCACAUAAUUCCUAUUUUGAUUGUACACAAUGAUACCCCUGUUAUCGUCACAUGGUAUAGAAAACAUACUAUAUCCAGAGCUGAAGGUUAAAAUUGAGCAGAAAUAAUUUUAUCAUUGAUGAUAUGCACUAAUGUUUGUGGGGUUUGUUCCCUAAAGAAGUUCAAUCAUGUAUAAAUGUUCGUGAUUUUUACAAGAAUAGACGAAAUGGCUAGUUUAUAAUUUUUUAAAUAAUUAAAUGGCCAUGCUUAUGUUCAGUGUUACUUGAUGUAUAUAUUAUCUGAAAGAGUACAGUCCGUAUUUGCAAAUGACUGGGGUUUUUGUCUUUAAAGCAAAAUUUUUCUUGGCUAAUUACCAGGUUCGUAUUUACACAUUCAGAGAGUAAUUAUUUCUGUGUUAGAUUGGCUCUGAAUUUGAGAGGUAGAGUGAGAAGAGGGUAACAAGAAAUAAAUCAAUGGCUUCCAAAGUAGGAAGUAUGACCAAAUAAUUUUUAUUUUUUUUUAUUCAGCUGUACUGAGAAUUAGCUGUGGAAAGAUUUGUGAUUGUCAUAAGCACUGCAAAACAUUCAGGGGCUUUAAGUAUGUUGGAAACAACUGAUUAAUCUACAUCAAAGCUUUUUGCAUCUUGACUCGUAUCAUUACAGCUUGGAAAUUUGCUACUGUAGAGAGACCAAAAGGAAGACUGGAGAUCAGAUUACCUUUUAACAUUUUGCUAGGAUAGCAGAGUUACACUGACUCCAGCUCUUCUAUGGAUUUUUGUAAGUUCUUUGUGGCUAUUUCCAGUUUGAACUGAAACAAAUCAGUAUCAGUAGCCAAGAAGAAAGGUAAUUAUUGAGAAACAAAUAUAUUAGUAAUAACUAUGGAAACCAUUAACAUACGGCUGGAUGUCAGUAUUUCUUGGGCUCAGACCCUUUAUGAAGAUGUCAGUUGAGUUGGUCCAUUUUCAUCAGUAUUAAUGAUCAUAAACAUCUGACAUUUUUAAUAAGAAACAACUGGUUUUACUUGGAGAAAUUACUGCUGCAAGCCAUGACUAAAGAACUUAGUACAGUAAAAAUAUUUUGAGCUGGUACCUGUAGCUGCUAAUACUAAGAAGCUAAGGAUUACGUUUAAAAGGUUUGUUAAAAAUGAAACAAAUUAAUUCAGGAUCUGUUCCGUGCCAGUCAUUCAGCAUUUCUGGGAGCAUUUCUCCUGUUAUUAAGCAUUUAUUUAGGCUAUAUAAAUAAAAUAAAAAAUAAUAUUUUAUUAGCAUAAAAUAUUAUUUCAUUCUUAAAUAUAUCCAGGACAAAAAUGACUUCAGUAUGUAUUUUAGUAGCAUUCAUGAUCUUCCAAGUAUGUUGACUUACUGUAGCAAAUCUCCACCUACUAUUUCUCCUCGUACUGUGGCAGAUGUACAUUAUGUUGUUAAUUUAAUCCUUUUGCUUUUAUUUCUGGAUUUCUGGUGUUAAAUGUUCUUGUUCGGGGCUGGUUGUGAUUUUCCUGUUGUGGAAAAAUUGUUAGUUGAGUUGCAGGUAAAAGAUACGUGUUUAAUCUAACAAUGAAGACUCUGUGCCUUUGUCCAAAUAAAACUAAAUUCUUUUUAA
This is a messenger RNA of Strigops habroptila (Kakapo), 5855 nucleotides long. It is a transcript of the gene PAWR, whose product is annotated as pro-apoptotic WT1 regulator. NCBI's taxonomy places the organism in Eukaryota, Metazoa, Chordata, Aves, Psittaciformes, Psittacidae. The record is from RefSeq and is a predicted model, not a curated record. Gene Ontology annotation, biological process: positive regulation of apoptotic process; apoptotic process. Gene Ontology annotation, cellular component: cytoplasm. The coding region runs from base 202 to 1209 and encodes 335 amino acids. The transcript is spliced from 7 exons.